GUAAGAACAGUCUCCGUAUAACUUCCCCCCCUCCCCCAUCUUGUUGAAGCUAGGCGGCUGUAUUGAAAAUAUUCCAGUUCCCAACGAUGGCGGCUGAGAUACUGGGAGACUAUGACCCCGGCAGGAUCCUCAAACUCGCGGCAGAAGUUGCCGAUUCACCUGACAAGAAGGUGCCAGUAUUACUGCUGGAGUUGCGGGACAUCCUGGAUAUGGCCCCGGCUGGGAGUCCGAACGCACGCAAGAUUCGUCUGGACAUCUGGACCUACGACUUACUACAGGUUCUGGUCCUGGUACUGAAGCAGGACUUCUCCACCAUCCAUGGAGGCUGGGCCACAGCUGUCAAACUCUCCCAGAUCCUCAGUACCUGCUGCGCCGGACUUGACCCUCCGGAAACCAACGAGUUCUACGACCUCACGCUACCGUCGGCCACGGACAACCUCCUGAUCCUGUCGCGUAGGAUCCAGGUACGCUACGACAAGAUCGAGGACGUGUCCUCACUAAUCAAACUCCAGCUGCUGAAGGACUUCCGCAGUGUUCUAGAUUCCAUCAGCUGGCUGAUCAGCCCCAUCCCAGCCCUGAUUGGCCACUUGCUUCACUCCCAGUACCUCCUCCAGAUGCUGCUGACGGAUGACAUUGAGACGUCGCGUAGCGUGAUGUCGCUCAUUCAGAACGCCGUCCAUGCCAACCCCACUGCCUUACGGACCAUGGAGGAGAAAUUCCUGUUCAGCCUUUUGGAUGAGUUCGUGUACAAACUUUCAGCUAGCACAGACAGCACGUUAGGGCGAUCAGCCACAAGGACUAUCCUAGACAUGACUGAAGCACAUCCAGCUAUAGUUGAAAUCCUCUGCGCAAGAUUUAAGGGUUUGAGACCGCUGCUGGGUAAGUGGUCUGGGAAGGGAUUUGAGAAAGAGCUGAGGGAACUGACUAGAGUACUCGACGCAGGAACUGUAGAGCAAGUCGAGUCGCAGAAACUGCACGACGCAGCAAGGAAGAUUCAAGCGAUGUACAGGGGGUACCGGAUGAGGACACAACUCAAGAAGGCUAACAAGGCACUGUCGACACUACAAAGGAGUUUUAGGAAGAAGCGAGCAAACAAGGAGAAAGAACAGGCAGCGCAGAAGCAGCAGGCGGAGCUGAAGCACCUACUCCGCGUUCGUCGCCAGCGCGCCCUUCGAGAGGCCCGUAGGAAGGAGCUGUACCUGAUGGAGUCACUGCCUGCACCGCAAGUCAACAAACACAUCAGCCAGCAGCAGAAAAAUGCUGCUGUCAAGAUACAGAAGAUCUGGAGAGGGCACAACUCUCGGAAGAAGUUCCAGAAGGAGAAAGACAGCAGGGUCCAGUACCGUGCAGCGUCCCUGAUCCAGCGGCAGGUACGGCUCUGGCUGGAGAGACGACGGCGGGCAAAGCUGGACGAGUCCUUCAUGUUCUCGCAGCAGCUGAGCGACGAGCGGAGAGUGGAGCUCCAGGGAAAGAUCCGCGAGUACCGAGAGAUGCACGCAGUACGCGGCAUCUCGCGGGAAAAGUUAACAGAGCAACACGAGAAUGCACACUCCGUGCUUCAGUCACACAUGAUGAGAAGAGCUGCGUCGCUGAAGGCAGACCAGCGGAGAAGAGUACUGUUAGCUGCACUGGAUACAGAUGCUGAGAUGAUGAUAGCUGCUCCUAAACUUGCGGAGGCAACUGAGGAGGACAUCCAACUGUUCUCAAGCAAAUCAGUGCCUGUUGCAGCCAAAGCUCGACACUCCCAUGCUGAACACAUGCGCGCCAUGAACCUGCAGUGGUACCAGAAACUGGGAGACGAGUUUCAAGAUGGCAGCCUUCGAGAUGACUUGGAAGAAAACAAUGCUUACAACUUUUAAAAUAUUUUGCAACAAAAUUUGUGGCAGAGUCAGAACUGUUAUUACAAAAGUUUUAAAUGUCAUAAAAUAAGUGAAGAUCUAAAC
Molecule: messenger RNA, 1943 nt
Organism: Branchiostoma belcheri (Belcher's lancelet)
Lineage: Eukaryota; Metazoa; Chordata; Leptocardii; Amphioxiformes; Branchiostomatidae
Product: IQ calmodulin-binding motif-containing protein 1-like
Exons: 6
Coding region: 87-1859 (590 amino acids)
Biological process (GO): cilium assembly
Cellular component (GO): cilium
Molecular function (GO): calmodulin binding
Source: RefSeq, a predicted model, not a curated record